This is a messenger RNA of Etheostoma cragini (Arkansas darter), 2442 nucleotides long. RefSeq names its product carboxyl-terminal PDZ ligand of neuronal nitric oxide synthase protein-like. Gene Ontology annotation, molecular function: nitric-oxide synthase binding. The record is from RefSeq and is a predicted model, not a curated record. NCBI's taxonomy places the organism in Eukaryota, Metazoa, Chordata, Actinopteri, Perciformes, Percidae. The coding region runs from base 145 to 2403 and encodes 752 amino acids. The transcript is spliced from 13 exons.
CGAUGGAGAACAUGUAGCCAACUAACCGGAUUUGGAAUUGUGUUUUUUUUUCUUGGAUUACUCCCUGUUAAACCAACCCAGUUUGUUUUUCCGUUAAUUUUUUCUUGGUUCUUCUGUUAGUGUGGAGUAGUGCAUACUUUGAAAAUGCCUGCAAAAACCAAGUACAACCUCGUUGAUGAUGGGCAUGAUUUGAGGAUCCCGUUGCACAACGAGGAAGCUUUCCAGCAUGGGAUCAACUUUGAGGCAAAGUACAUCGGCAGCCUGGAUGUGACGCGGCCGAGCAGCCGAGUGGAGAUUGUGGCUGCGAUGAGAAGAAUACGGUAUGAGUUCAAGGUGAAAAACAUCAAGAAGAAAAAAGUCAACAUCGUGGUGUCUGUAGACGGCGUCAAAGUCGCCUUGAGGAAAAAGAAAAAAAAGAAGGAGUGGAUGUGGGAUGAGAGCAAGAUGAUGGUGAUGCAGGAUCCCAUUUACAGGAUAUUCUAUGUGUCUCAUGACUCCCAGGAUCUGAAGAUUUUCAGCUACAUCGCCAGAGACGGACAGAGUAAUGUCUUUCGCUGCAAUGUCUUCAAGUCCAAGAAGAAGAGCCAGGCCAUGCGUAUUGUUCGGACAGUGGGCCAGGCGUUCGAGGUUUGUCAUAAACUGAGUCUGCAGCACACGCAGCAGAGCGCAGACGGACAGGAGGACUGCCACAGCGAAAAGAACGGCAACGACUCCUCUUUCACAGGCGUGCGUGCUCAUCCACCUGUAUGUGUGUGUACUUUCCUUGGCUCAGCUCGGGAGCUAACGGGCGCAGAGAAGACGCCAACCGUUGCCGAGGAGACGGACAUCGAUGCGGAGGAGGUGAGCCAGGUGUCGGCAGCAGAGGAGUUAAACCUCAACAGAGGGGUGACUGAUCUGGACGCCUCAGCCAAGACAGCUGACCUGAACACUGUAGAGAGCAAGGCUUCAGAGGAGGCCUCUCUGCUGAUGUCCAGCCCCAGGAUGCUGCUCCCUGCAUCGGGCGCGCUGCCACCAGGUGCCCCCCUGUCUGUCCACCACCAGAUCCAGCUGCUCCAACAGCAGCUCCAGCAGCAACAGCAGCAGACACAAGUGGCUGUGGCACAGGUCCACCUAUUGAAGGACCAGCUGAGUGCGGAGGCCACGGCUCGGCUGGAGGCCCAGGCUCGAGUCCACCAGCUGCUGCUGCAGAACAAAGACCUGCUGCAGCACAUCUCCCUGAUGGUUAAACAGAUCCAGGAGCUGGAGACCAAGAUGUCUGGACCAAACUCCAUGGGAUCCCAGGACAGUCUGUUGGAGAUCACCUUCCGGUCAACAGUACCUCCAGUGCUCUGCGACCCCACAACGCCCAAACCUGAUGUAUCUGCCCUCAACCUCCCCGCGCUGGGCUCCACGGACGGGACCGGCAACGCCUUCUCAUCAUCCAAUGGGAGUCUUGGAAGCCCUCUAGUUGAUCAAAGUAUGUUUGAGAACUCCAUUGCUCAGCAGCAGAGUCCUCAGACCUCCAGGCCAGGCCAGCCCUCGGCCCGACGCUCCCCAGCAUCAGCUAAUCAUAACCUCAGUUCCAACUCCAUUGACUCUCCGUCCUCCGGAGGCCAGCAGAGGCUUAAAAAUGCCAUUAACCUGGGCAAGGCUGUCGGCGCAAAGGUCAAUGACUUGUUAAGAAGAAAGGAGCCCAGCCACCUCGGGGACAUCGGAGUCACUGAGGUCAACAAGAACGUUGGUGCUAAUUGGAGCUGUAUGGACCAACUAAACCAGACCACUACAAACAGACACAUCUCCUCCUUUGACUCCUUCCCCCGGCUGGACCCCCCGCCUCCAUCAGGGAAGAAGCGCCUCCCUCGAGCGCUUAAGACCACGGCGGACAUGAUGAUCUCCUCUGACCCCGUUGUAUCCUCUCCGGACCCUGCUGACUCCUCCUCCUUUCUCUCUUCUCCUGACAAGACGCCGCUCAUCGCCAAGGAGGAGCUGAGGAAUGGCGAGGAGCAGCAGCCGAGUGAGAAGAAGGAUGAGGGGUCAGAAGAGCUCAAAGUCACUGCUGAGUGGGAGACGACGGGUAGCAGCAGCAAAGUUGAUGGAGUGAUAGGUGGAGAAGGAGAGGAUGAGGAGAACAGGAGCAAUGAUGGAGGUGAAGAGGAACAGUCCCAGCUGCAGCUCUCUGUGCCGGACCUCAUCAACAAAGAACCGCCGCCACCGCUGGAGCCCAGAGCAAAGCCAUGUGACAUCUGGCAGAAGGCGUCAGGGCCGGACUCCCGGCAGGCCUCCACCCCCCGCUCGGAGAAAACUUCCUGCCGCAUCAGCCUGGGCGAGGAGGUCCUGCUGGGGAACGGUGCCCCCUGCAGUAAAGGCACCGGUGUGAGCACGGUAGACUCGGAGCCCCACCCGGACCUGCUGUCGUUUGAGUAAGGAGAAGAGCCGGGGUCAGAUACCACUUCAGUAUGUCUC